AUGGUAACUCAAAGAAUUUUGAAUAUAUCAAAUUUAAAAACUGCUUCAAGAUGUUGGGUACCAAUAAAGCAACAAUUAACAAAAAACACUAAAUCAUCAUUAAAUAAUAAUCAUAUACAAAUUUCACAAAAUAUAUCAAAAUUAAAUCAUCAAAUUAUAUCAAAACAAUUUUAUUCUUCCAAAAUAAGAUGUAUAAAUUUUAAUAAUUUAAAUGAUUCUAUAUCAUUAGUAUCAAAUGAUGAUUUAUUUAAUAAUUCUUCAACUUCAACUUUAUCAUCUAGUACUUCAACAACAGAAGAAAGUGAAAUAUUUGAACCAACUAUUAAUUCAUCUGAAGAUAUUUUCACUGCUGGUCCAGUUAAUAGAGCUUAA
Messenger RNA from Lodderomyces jiufengensis, 372 nucleotides. RefSeq lists its product as uncharacterized. The transcript has a single exon. The record is from RefSeq and is a predicted model, not a curated record. NCBI's taxonomy places the organism in Eukaryota, Fungi, Ascomycota, Pichiomycetes, Serinales, Debaryomycetaceae. Bases 1 to 372 code for a protein of 123 amino acids.